Molecule: messenger RNA, 1014 nt
Organism: Rhizophagus irregularis DAOM 181602=DAOM 197198
Lineage: Eukaryota; Fungi; Glomeromycota; Glomeromycetes; Glomerales; Glomeraceae
Product: Rho GTPase
Biological process (GO): endocytosis; Cdc42 protein signal transduction; establishment or maintenance of cell polarity
Molecular function (GO): protein kinase binding; GTP binding; GTPase activity
Source: RefSeq, a predicted model, not a curated record
UUUUUUUUUAAAAAAAAAAAUUCUCAUUUGCAAAAGUAGAAUAAGUUACGGAAGAAGAAAAAAUUGCUUAGCAAAUUAGCCACGAAAUUUAAUAAAUGGUUUGAUAGUUCCAACUUAUAAACUGCGUGACGUUUAGGACGAGUUGAUGAAACUGGUACUGUAAUUUAGAAUUUCGUGAAACAAGCCUAAAUCGGCCCAUCUGCAGAUAGAAAUUUAUACAAUAUAUAUAUCUAAUAAUUAUGCAAACAAUAAAGUGUGUAGUCGUUGGUGAUGGUGCUGUUGGCAAGACGUGUCUUUUAAUCUCAUAUACAACCAACAAAUUUCCGUCCGAAUAUGUCCCUACAGUUUUUGAUAAUUAUGCGGUAACGGUUAUGAUUGGCGAUGAGCCUUAUACAUUGGGUUUGUUUGACACAGCUGGUCAGGAAGAUUACGAUCGUCUUCGUCCCUUAUCUUAUCCUCAGACGGAUGUUUUCCUUGUUUGUUUUUCUGUAACUUCACCAGCUUCCUUUGAAAACGUUAAAGAAAAAUGGUUCCCGGAAGUUCAUCAUCAUUGUCCUGGAGUUCCAUGUUUGAUUGUAGGUACGCAAAUAGAUUUGCGAGAUGAUCCUUCUGUAGUUGAGAAAUUAUCGAGACAAAAGAUGAGACCGGUAACAGCAGAGCAAGGAGAUAGACUUUCUAGAGAAAUUGGAGCGGUUAAAUAUGUUGAGUGCUCAGCUUUGACGCAAAAGGGUUUAAAGAAUGUUUUUGAUGAAGCAAUUGUCGCAGCUUUGGAACCACCAGUCACUAAGAAACCUCGCAAAUGUUUAGUGCUGUAGACUUAGAUGAAUAAUUAAUUUUAUUUUUGUUAUGUAAUUGACCUAUUUUAUUAUCAUCCCUUAUAACUUUUAUUGAUUUAUAUUUUUUAUUUUAUAAUCAAAUUGUUCGUUUUAUUAAAUAAAUAUAUUCCCACCCAAUUCACAUUACUUCCACAUAUCAAAUACAUAUGUAGUUCUUUUUGUUUUCAUUUUUAUUAUU